Molecule: messenger RNA, 766 nt
Organism: Sinocyclocheilus grahami
Lineage: Eukaryota; Metazoa; Chordata; Actinopteri; Cypriniformes; Cyprinidae
Product: stabilin-1-like
Exons: 8
Source: RefSeq, a predicted model, not a curated record
UAGGUUCAGGAGGGACGGAUGAGGGUUAAAGUUGUGUAAUUGUGUUUUCACUACAGAAAUGAAUGCCUGUUUAGUGGACAAUGGAGGAUGUGACAAAAAUGCUUAUUGUAUGAAAACUGGACCAAACAGGGUUGCAUGUGCAUGCAAGCCUGGUUUUAUUUCUCUAGGUCAUAGAUGUCUGCCAGUUAAUCCUUGUCGGAAGAAUAAUGGCGGCUGCAGUAUUAAUGCUGUUUGCAGAUACCUUGGGGAGGGGGAACAUAAUUGCACAUGCUAUAUCGGCUACAAAGGAGAUGGUUUUAAGUGUGCAGGGACUGUCAGUAGAGAGAUUCUUCAUAUGCCUGAAGCAGCAUGGUUGAGAAGAAAUAUUGGUGUAAUGAGAGUCCGGGAUCUGUACAGUCAAGGCCCUUUCACUGUUUUUGUUCCUCAUAUCAUCACCAGUGAUGUUGAGUGCUCCAAUGGAGUCAUGCAUUUCAUAGACAAGGUCCUUUUUCCAUACGAUCUAACGGGCAAGGCAGAUAUCAACACCGGUUUGAACAUUACCGCAGCUGCUGAACAAUAUGGCUUCAAAAUCUUCAGCAAGCUCCUACAGGAUGCGGAAUUGAUGCAUGUGGUGAAGCAUCAACCCUUUUAUCCAUUCACCAUGUUCUGGCCAACAGAUGACGUUUUUAACAAACUCCCUGAGGACAGAAAGAAAUGGCUGUACAGCGAAGACCAUCGUGAUAAGCUACAAGCCUACCUCAAAGCUCACAUAGUCCGUGACCAGAGG